This is a messenger RNA of Schistocerca serialis cubense, 5524 nucleotides long. It is a transcript of the gene Alas, whose product is annotated as 5-aminolevulinate synthase, erythroid-specific, mitochondrial. The transcript has 11 exons. Gene Ontology annotation, molecular function: pyridoxal phosphate binding; 5-aminolevulinate synthase activity. Gene Ontology annotation, biological process: heme biosynthetic process; hemoglobin biosynthetic process; erythrocyte development. Gene Ontology annotation, cellular component: mitochondrion. The coding region runs from base 164 to 1735 and encodes 523 amino acids. The record is from RefSeq and is a predicted model, not a curated record. Lineage: Eukaryota; Metazoa; Arthropoda; Insecta; Orthoptera; Acrididae.
UCUUUGGAGUAAUUGCCGUUUGCCAGGUGGUUGUGAAUGGGCAAAUAGUUCACGUUAGAGGAACUGUUGUUUACUUGAAAAGCUGUCACGCCAGUCACUGAGAUUUGUACAGACUUUUAACACAACUUCUUCAAAUAUACUACACAUUCAUAAAGGCACAAAUAUGCCGUGUCCUUUUAUGUCAUAUUUGUCUCCAAAUUUUGUUCGCAAUUAUGGGGCCAAUCUUAUUAAAACCUAUGGAAAAUUCUGUCCCGUGAUCUCACGCCUUGUCACUACUGUGGCAUCAGUUGAUUCAAAUGCUGAAGCAGCAGAUGCCAUGAAAAAGUGUCCUUUUCUAGCAGAGGUUACACCUUUGGUAAAAGAGGCUAGCAAAGAAAUGCAAGAUGAUGUUAUUGAGCUGUCUCCAUCAGCAGAAAAAGUGGAGCAGAUAAGAGAAGAAGUUUCAAAGUUAGAAGAAAAAGAUAUUACUGAAAAAACUGAAAUUCCUUUGAAAAAGAGCAAAACUGGUGAUGACAUCUUCCAGUAUGAGGAAUUCUUUCAUGAACAGAUAAUGCGAAAAAAGAAAGAUCAUUCGUACCGUAUAUUCAAGAAAGUUAACAGAUUGGCAUCCGCAUUUCCUGCUGCAUAUGAAUAUAGUUGGGGUGAAAGGCCUAUUACAGUUUGGUGUUCAAAUGAUUAUCUCGGGAUGUCAUGUCAUCCAAAAGUUAAGGAGGCUGUGAGGCAAGCCUUAGAGACCCAUGGAGCUGGAGCUGGAGGAACUCGUAACAUUUCUGGAAAUUCUAUGUUUCAUGAGAAGCUGGAAGCUGAAUUAGCAUCAUUACACCAAAAAGAAGCUGCACUCCUGUUCACUUCUUGCUUUGUAGCUAAUGAUUCUACCCUGUUUACUCUUGCCAAAGCUUUGCCUGGUUGUCACAUAUUUUCUGAUGCAGGAAAUCAUGCUUCAAUGAUUCAUGGAAUUCGUAACAGCCAUGUGCCCAAACACAUUUUUCGCCACAAUGAUGUAAAGCAUUUGGAGGAACUUUUAUCAACGUUACCUGUUUCUGUCCCAAAAAUUGUUGCAUUUGAGACUGUUCAUUCAAUGACUGGAGCAGUUUGCCCAUUAGAAGAGAUGUGUAACGUAGCACACAAAUAUGGAGCAAUUACAUUUGUAGAUGAAGUCCAUGCUGUAGGUCUGUAUGGACAUAAUGGUGCUGGCAUUGGAGAGCGAGAUGGGCAGCUGGAUAACAUGGAUAUUAUUUCAGGAACAUUGGGGAAAGCAUUUGGAAAUGUUGGAGGCUACAUUGCUGGUUCAGCAAAUCUUGUGGAUAUGAUAAGGAGCUAUGCAGCGGGUUUCAUCUUCACAACAUCUUUGCCACCUACUGUGUUAUCUGGAAGUUAUGCUGCAGUGCAGAUUCUUCGUUCACCUGAAGGUCGAGCAUUGCGUGCUAAGCACCAACAGAAUGUUCAGUAUUUGCGUGAGAAGUUGAUAGCUGCUGGUUUUCCAGUAGAACCCACACCGUCUCAUAUUAUCCCCAUAAAGGUUGGUGAUCCAAUUAGCUGCAGUCAACUAUCUGAUGAGCUGAUACAAAGGUUUGGCCACUAUGUGCAGAGUAUCAAUUACCCUACUGUCCCCAAAGGGCAAGAGAAAUUACGACUUGCGCCAACACCCCAUCAUACUCCUGAAAUGAUGAAUCGUCUUGUGGCAGACAUGAGAGAUGUUUGGAUCACUAUUGGUCUUCCUCUACACAACUCAUAAGAUCACCAGGCUUUCAAUAUGACAAACAUCAGUGCUGCCAGAGUCUGAACAAACUGGGACAUUUUAAUUGUUCCAGAAUUUUAACAGCAUCUUUGCAUCUCAACGCUGGUCGUUUCAAGGAAUAACAUGCUUAUGACCAAAAGUCCAAAAACAAAUAAUUUGCUUAAUAGGUUGCUCUCUUUAGAUCGAGUGAUCUGAUUUAUUGUGUCUCAAAUUUAUUUUUAUAACAAUUUUAGAAAAUUAUUACAGUAUUUAUGUGUUAUUGUGAACUCUCAGGUUUUAAUUACUCUAAUUUUAGACAGAUGAUGAUCAUAUUGCUCCAUGUCUGUGUGGAAGUGUAUUUGAUGAAUGUAUUACUUAUGAUGUAAUGCUACAUUUCUAGCUGGAAAGCAUGGAUUUAUUUCUGAUCAUUUGUUUAUUUUUACAAGAAAUUUGAAAUUUUGCAUUUUUAAAAAAGUAUCAAGUAAUUUAAAAAGAAUACUUUUCCUACAAACCGUGAGUGUGUCUGUGCGGGAUAGAGGGGAGAAAUUGUAAGUUUGGUGGAAAAAAAGACCAAAUUUUAACUUGCAAUUCAGUGUGAAACUUUUAAUGUGUUAGAAAUUGUUCACUAUCACUGGUCAAUUUCUGGUGAUACUACAUCCAACUUAUCCUAAAACAAUAAAGUAAUAAUGUAAUUAUAUCCUUCUCUGAAAUUAAAUGCUUGAAGAAAAAGCUCCAAUGUAGGAAGAUUAAAAUUAUCAGCAUUACUACAGAAAGAAAGUAUCACUGGGGUUUAUAAAUAGAAUACACAACAGCAUUAUUUUGAAUAUAUUUAUUGUGAGUAUAUUGUGAGUAUAUUUUGUGGAACUAGCACAACAUUUUCUGUAGUGUAAGCUACAUUUUGGAGUUUUUCUUUGUUUGAACAUUAAACAAGGAUCAAUUACAGUAUGCAGCCAUUAAUUUGGAAUGACACUUUAUUAACAUGAUUAUAUUCUGUUCCUAUAUGAGGAGCACAAAAUUUCAUUUCUGGUGAUCUCCAUGUGUUGGAUUGAUUGUAUGUUGCACAUUCCUUUGCCUUUCACUGCCACAUGUGUUUCCAUUAAAAAGCCUUACAUAGCCAUUUUCUAAUGGAGACCACUCACUCAAAUAUAUUAUGUGCUGAUGUGUUUCAUUGACAUAGGCCCAAGUCAAUAUGGCAUGAAAUUUUGAACAUGUAAUUGUUCACAAAUUAAACCACUGAUUAUUUGUAAUGUCAUGCUGUGCAAACUGUGGAGAGUGUAAUGAUUUAUAAUCAGAUGACUUUGUUAUUGAGGAGACAUUAAAUCUUAAUUGUCCUUCCUUUUUUCUACUUUCUUAAUGCAACAUUAGUAUUAAUUAUACAAUUUUUUGUGCUAGUUGGUGGUGAAUAGUACUGCUUAGUUUAGAGAAAAUGUGAAUAUUUCUUUGACUUUGCCAUUUAACUGGCAGAUAGAAGUAUUUGGCAAGAUAAAAGUGUGUUGGAAAUAAUUUUGUUCAAAAAUGAAAAUAUUUUAUACCUUAUGUCAAGGAAACAAUGAACAUGUAAAAGAAGUUACGUGGCUUGCAGGCACACAGGCUCUGCAAUUUCAGUAACUUGGAUUUUAGUAUAAUCAGAUGUGCAAGAUAUUUUUGGUCAUUUUUAAACUCCUCUUUGUCCUGCAUUAUGAGCACAGAGCUAGUUUCAUGUUCUGUAGUGAAUGUUGCAUUUACACUGUUGAUUGUGAAAAGCACUUAACAUUGUUGUAUCAAAGAAAUGUUAUUUAGAUAUACUUACUCCUAACAAGGGAACCUCCCCAUCGCACCCCCCUCAGAUUUAGUUAUAAGUUGGCACAGUAAAUAGGCCUUGAUAAACUGAACACAGAUCAAUUGAGAAAACAGGAAGAAGUUGUGUGGAACUGUGAAAAAAUAAGCAAAAUAUACAAACUGAGUAGUCCGUGGGCGACAUAGGCAACAUCAUGGACAAUGUGAGUUCAGGAGCGCCGUGGUAGCGUGAGCAGCUGCAGAACGGGAGGUCCUUGGUUCGAGUCUUCCCUCGAGUGAAAAUUUUACUUUCUUUAUUUUUGCAUAGUCAUUAUCUGUCCGUUCGUUCAUUGAUGUCUCUGUUCACUGUAAUAAGUUUAGUGUGUGUGUGUUUUACGACCGCAUCGCAAAACCGUGCGAUUAGUAGACGAAAGGACGUGCCUCUCCAAUGGGAACCGAAAACAUUUGAUCGCAAGGUCAUAGGGCAACCGAUUCUUCCACAGGAAAACACAUCUGAUAUAUUCUAUACGACACUGGUGGCGGCAUGUGCGUCACAUGACAGGAAUAUGUUGUCGACCCACCGAACUUGUACACUUGGUGAAUGGGUAAAAAGAUUCUUCUACCUCGCCCGAUUUAGGUUUUCUUGUGGAUGUGAUAAUCACUCCCAAAAAAGUGAUGAAAACAUAAGAGUUUGUCACAUAAACUGAAAAUAAAAAAUUAAACUUUUCACUCGAUGGAAGAUUUGAACAAAGGACCUUUCGUUCCACAGCUACUCACGUUACCACGAGACCACGAUGCUCCUGCGGUCCCAGUGUCCUUGAUGUUGCUUAUCUUCCCAUGGACUACUCAGUUUGUAUAUUUUGCUUAUUUUUUCACAGUUCCACACAACUUCUUCCUGAAACUUCCUGGCAGAUCAAAACUGUGUGCCCGACCGAGACUCAAACUCGGGACCUUUGCCUUUCGCGGGCAAGUGCUCUACCAUCUGAGCUACCGAAGCACGACUCACGUCCAGUACUCACAGCUUUACUUCUGCCAGUAUCUCGUCUCAUUCUGGGAACUUCUUCCUGUUUUCUCAAUUGAUCUGUGUUCAGUUUUUGAAGGCCUAUCCACUGUGCCAACUUACAACUAAAUCUGAGGGGGGUGCGAUAGGGAGGUUCCCUUGUCAGUGUUAAAAAAAUCAUAAUCGGGCUGACAGGAGAAUUUUAUGUUUUAGUCUUGAAAAACAGUGGCAUACAUUUGAAAACAUGAUGAUGUACAAAAAGAACGUAAGUUUGGUCUGACUGCUGCACAACACAUUUUGUAAAAACACACAUGGAUGACAGUUUCUGUAGCCUGAUUGUGAUUCAUGUCAAUGUUGAAUGUGAUCUUUAAUUUACCACAUGCAUGUUCUACUGUUUUGUUUUUGGUUUUGUAAUCUGUUUUCUGUCAGUCUUCAUUUUAAUAAACAGUCUUUAAGUAAUUAGUUACUUGAUUCAGAUUUGAGAUGAUUUUGAGAAACAGAUUUUUCUUUGUAGUUUUUUCAAUUUUGUAGUACUGUAGCAAAUGAAAAAAAGCUAUUUUUAUCUCACUAUAUACAAUCAUGUUCGAGAGUCUUAGGUACUGAGAAGGUACUGAGAUUUGAAGUAAAUUCACAACCAAACUAGUUAAACUGUUGACUUCAUAUUUGUCAUCUGUUAUGUACCUUGUAUUUUGUGAUUCUCAGUUUGUAUGUUUGAGAGAUAUUUAAAUUCUCUCUCUGUCACACACUGUUAGGUGGCUCGCAGACUAUAAAUGUUGAUGUCUUAAUGUAUGGGCAGCAUUAAGAGACUUUAAUUUAUAAUAUGUAAUUCUUUUAAUGCUCUGUGUCAUCAUUCCUACUGAAUGCUAAUGAGAGUUCGGUAUACAGUAUUUACAAAUUCAGGUCAAUAUUUUGUGUGCACAAGAAUCAUUAUUUUUGUAAUAAAUUCUAGUCGUUGAUAAUUGUAAUUUUUCUCUGGAUAUGGCAGUUUCAUUAUAAGUGUGAAAAGAAACUAAUUAUGCUGCAUAUGUGUUCAAAAUGGAACAAAUAUAAAA